This is a messenger RNA of Spirodela intermedia, 1749 nucleotides long. The record is from the annotation of a GenBank genome assembly. NCBI's taxonomy places the organism in Eukaryota, Viridiplantae, Streptophyta, Magnoliopsida, Alismatales, Araceae.
AUGGAGAUCCUCGGGUGCCGCGGGAGCAGCUACGGUCUUCCCUCGCGGAAGAAAGCCAGGCUUCUGGCGUACCUUCCUUCCUUCCCGGUGGCGGUGGAGGCGGCAGCGGCGCCCACAUCCGUCACCCGCGAAACCAAGAAGGAUCUCUUCGAGACCCUACCAGACGAGUGCAUCCAGCAUAUCUUCACCUUUCUUCCCUCCCCCCGCGACCGCUGCUCCUGUGCCGCCGUCUCCCGUCGGUGGCUCCACCUCCAGGCCCACAUGAAGUCCUCAGACUUUCCACCCGCCGCCACCGCCCCCACCGCCCCAUCCUUCAUCCUCGCCGACGAAGACGAUGACAAGGUCAACGACGCCCGGUUGGCCUCCCUUGCUGUAGGGGCAGCAGCAAGGGGAGCUCUCACCGAGCUGGUCAUCAGGGACGACGCCCUCCAGCCGCCUUCCGGCUCUUCGCUGCUCGCCAUCACCGACAUGGGACUGAAGGUGGUCUCCCAGGCCUGCGCUGAGCUGCGGCGGCUCACCCUCUGGGAGUGCCACAAGGUGGGGAGGGAAGGGCUCGCCACCAUUGCCGGCGCAUGCCCCAAACUCGAGGAGCUCCACAUCUCCCGCUCCUCCCUGGUGGACGACGGCGCCCUCAUCCCAUUCGCCGUCAACUGUCCCAAGCUCUCGCUCCUCAGCCUGGACAGGUGCCCCAUGGUCGGCGACAGGGCCCUCCAAGCUUUCUCCCGGUGCUCCUCCAACCUGGAGACUCUCUCUCUAAGCCGCUGCCCGUUGGUGACCGACGCGGGCCUCGCCGCCAUCUUCUCCUCUCUGCCCAAGCUCGCCAAGAUCACCAUUUCUCACAUGAGCGCUGGCGACGGUGCGCUGGCGGCGGUGGGAGCAAGCAGCGGCGGCAACUCUCCCAAGCACGUUGCCAUCUGUGGAUGCGGAGCUUUCACCGACCGCGGGCUCGCGCGACUGAGCAACGCCGCCGGCAAGCUGGAGACCCUGCGGCUGGAGAAGUGCCAUGCGGUGACCACCGAGGGCCUGGUAAUGGCUCUCAAGAACUGGUCGACGACUCUGAAAUCUCUCUCCCUCGUCAAGUGCGACGGCGUCGGCAACCUCCCGGAGGGGAAGGAGACCACUGCCGCCGCCCUCCUCCGCAAGCUGCAAACCCUCGAGAUCAACAAGUGCCCCCGCGCCGGCGACGAGUUCCUGCGUCUGUUGGCGGCGGCGAUGCCGCGGCUCAAACGGAUAACUCUGGCGGCCAUGGACGCCGUCUCCGACAGAGGGUUCAUAUCCCUGCUGGCCUCUCUGGAGCGGCCCCAUGCCGUGUCCAGCGUGGACUUGAGCGGCUCCAAAGGGAUCACCGACCGGAGCGUGGCGGCGCUAGCGAGCGCCGCCGGGCGGUCGCUCUCGUCUCUCUCCCUAGAGGGCUGCGAGCGGGUGACAGACCGUAGCUUAGCCUUUGUGGGGCUUCUCUGCCCGCGGCUGCUCGAGCUGGACCUCACCAACUGCCGGCAGAUCAGCGACAGCGGGGUGGCGGCGCUGGCGAGACGCGCCUGCGUCGGCGGCGGAACCGAGAAGAACGGGCUGGAGAUGCUCUCGCUCGAGGGCUGCGAGGGGGUCACCGACGAGAGCUUGCUGAUGCUGGAGGAGAUGGCGGAUGAGGGGAAACUGGUGAGCCUCAACCUCAAGCGCUGCCGCCGCCUGAGCCCCGCCGGCGUCGACGCCAUUCACCAGCAUCUCUGGUGGUGCGACCUCAUCUACUGA